AUUAGUUUCAGAAAAGAAAGGUUUGUGAGGAAGAUAAAGAAAGCUUGGAAUGGCCAACGUAGCCGGAACUUCCAUGAUCGACGACGUUUUUCCGGCGACCCUAGACAAAGUACUGAAAUUAAUGAUCAAGAGGCCGAAGAAUUCGAGGAGUAAGAGAGAGAAAGAGGAAGAAGAAGAGAUACUGGUGACAGAGAUAGAGGUGGAGAGAGAUGUGUUUGCCAAGUUUGAUGUGUUUGUGAACGAUGAAGAUGAGGCGAUGAGUGGACCCGACAAGACUGAGUUUGCAGGGAGCUUUGUGCAUAUGCCCCAUAAGCAUAACCAUGGGAAGAAGAUAAAGACAAAUCUGAGGUUAGGGAUAACUGAGCUUUUGGAGGGUUUGGGUGCUGAAGAUGAUGAGAGAGUUCUGGUGACUUUGGUGCCAAGAAAUGGGUGUAACAGUGUUACCAUUGGUGGUAUCAAGAUUGAGCUCCAUGAUUGAAUGGAGUUUUUUAAUGAAAAGAAGUGUCAAAUUUCUUGGAGAAUAAAUUAUCUUUAGGGUUUGGAGUUUCAUUGUAGUGUGACGGUUGUUUAUUUUUCCUU
Ilex paraguariensis (yerba mate) is the source of this 579-nucleotide messenger RNA. NCBI's taxonomy places the organism in Eukaryota, Viridiplantae, Streptophyta, Magnoliopsida, Aquifoliales, Aquifoliaceae. The record is from the annotation of a GenBank genome assembly.